UAAGUUAAAAUUCCUUCAUUCAAGAAUAAAGUAUAAUGUACUUUCAAAAGUAAAAGUACUUAUUGGGCAAAGAAGCCCAUUUGAGAGUGUUAUAUUGUUAUAUUUAGCGUAGAAUUGGAGUAAUUUUAAUAUUACUAACAAAAUAUCACUAAUAUCUGAUUGAGCUGACAUUACUUUACGACCUGGAAGGUCUUGAUAUGUGAAAGAGGAAGAGCCUUUUGAGGAAAUAGUGGGGAAAAACAUAGCAACUCUGAAAUGAUUAACUCAUUGGCUACACAUUAAGCAAAAUCAGACCAAAUGUUUUCUAACACAUCCUGUGACUAAAGCAGUUUCCCAUCAAAUUCACCAAAUUUGUUCAGUACAUAUCAGUGUAACUGAAUUUCACAUAUCAUUUCAUCACUUGCAGGAUUACAUAAUUACUGGAAUAUUUUUAAGAUGCUGAACAUCUUAUAUGUGAUGAUUACUCACACUGAAAUACACUACACAAAGUUUUAUAAUAAUAAGAUAAUCAUAAAUUGGAUGGAAGAUCAAAACAUUCACUUGUUUCAUGUUGUAUGAAAAUGUAUACCUGAAAUAACAACUGUGUGUCCUUUUCUGUAUUUUUGACAUCCAUUGGGAUUUCAUCUUAAGUAUAUUUGUAGUUGAGAUGGUAUCUUUUCAGUUUUUCCUAUAAUGAUAUAAAAGGUUUUCACUGAAAUCCAUAUAUUUUAAAACAUCGUCUGAAUCUUUCAUACAAUGUUGGAAACAAUAUUCCAGACAUAAUUUACACAACAAAACUAUAGAAACCUGUCAACAUCAGAUUUUUGGAAAUAAAUCUGCCAAUUAAGCAAGACAAUGUGUCAGCCUAAUAUCAACACACAACAACAGAACAUACAUUACAUAGCAACAGCCGCAAGUGAACCAGUGUACUUCCCAUUUUCAUGUCAAUCUGGCCAAAUAAUAGGAAAUUCCACUCAGUGUCAUGUUUACACAACGGGGUCAAUGCAUUGACCAACACAAGUGACGCAAAGAUUUCAGAUAAAAGGUGGCCAACAUUCUCUGCAGUUUAGAGGUCUGGUUUACUACCAAGACUGCACCGUUAUUGGAGUUGUUGUAUUGGAGUUGGAUUUCUUCUGGCAGGCAGCGUGAAGAUGCGGAUGCUCUGUCUUCAGGUGAUCGUCAUCUGUGUUUUCCUACAGGUGCCAGGUUGUUUCCCGUCAUGCCUCAUCGUCGGCUCUGUAGCCAACUGUGCCUCCAGGAAUCUCCACUCAGUUCCUCCUCUCCCUCCCAACAUCACCCACCUGUUCCUGGAGAUGAACCGCAUUGCUGAGAUCAACUCCACCUCCCUGUCAGACCUGAAGGAGCUGCAGGAGCUGGACCUCGGUCAACAGCACGUUCCUGCAUUUGUGAUUAGGAACAAUGCGUUCAGUGGACAAAGACGUCUGAGGAAGCUGGUGCUCGGCUAUAACAAAGGCAUUCAACUGGAACCAAAUGCUUUCGAGGGACUGUCUGGUUUGAAGAACCUCUACCUGGAUUACUGCUCCCUUGAUGACGCCAUACUGAUGGAGAACUACCUGGAGCCACUGUCUAAUUUAGAGACUCUUGACCUCUUUGGUAACAAGAUUAAGAGACUCCAGCCUGCAAUGUUCUUUGCAAACAUGACUAAUUUGAAAGAUGUGAAUCUCAAGCUGAACAUGAUUCACAACAUCUGUGAGUCUGAUUUGGUUGGUUUCCGGGGAAAGCACUUCGAGGUUCUGAACUUGGACUCUGUUCUGUUUAAGGCCAUGUCUAGUCCAGGUUUUGACUGGCAGACAUGUGGGAACCCUUUCAGGGGAAUGUCCUUUCAGACACUCGACCUGUCAAACAACGGGUUCAGUAUCCGUGAAUUAAAGCAGCUCUUCAGAGCCAUUGAGGGGACGAAGAUCUUCUGUCUCAAACUGUCAGGACACAUAGGUAGAGGAUUUUCAUUCCAUAAUCUCCCUGAUCCAGACCGCAGCACGUUUGAGGGCCUGAAGAACAGCUCCAUCCUCACUUUGGAUCUGUCGAAAAACAGGAUUUUUUCAUUGCAACGAGGGGUUUUUAGUCAGCUGAAAGAGGUCGCAACUAUUGACAUUUCUCAGAACCGCUUGAACCAGAUCCACAGGGAUGCCUUUGAGGGUCUUCAGGGUCAUUUAAAAAUGCUCAACCUGUCACACAACCUGCUGGGGGAAAUCCGUUCUUACAAUUUUGCCUCUCUGACAAACCUGAAAGUGCUGGACUUGUCUCACAAUCACAUUGGUGUACUUGGUUUUCGCUCAUUUGAAGCACUUGUCAACUUGAAAGCAUUGAUUCUAACAGGAAAUUCGUUGCGAGACCUUGGCUUCCCUGCGUCUCUACCCAGCUUGGAUUAUCUCCUGUUGAACGACAACAAGUUGACCUCCUCAUCAGUAUUCAGUCUCACACAGUUUGCCGAUAAUGCCAUGCAUCUGGACAUUAGUGACAACAGAUUAACAGACCUGGGGGGUGUUUACACCAUUCUGGCUCAGCUGGAGCGCCUCCAGCAUCUCUUCUAUGGAGGAAACACCAUCAGGAAGUGCAUACUCAAUCAACAAGUAUCAGCAGCUGAUUUGGAUAAUUUCCAAACUCUCGAUCUUCACAGCAGCUCUCUGCAGUUGAUUUGGUCUCAGGGGCAAUGCCUGAAUCUGUUUGACAACCUCAGAGAUGUUACUGUUCUCAACUUGAGCUCCAAUGCACUGCAGUCUCUUCCUAAGGACGUUUUCAAGGGUCUCCGGUCAGUAGUGAUAAUGGAUCUCUCAUUCAAUGCCUUGACCUAUCUGCAGCCUGACAUCCUACCAAAAAGUCUUCAGGUUCUCAACCUGUCUAACAACUUCAUCGCCUCGCCUGACCCCACUGCUUUUCGCUCUCUCAGCGCACUCGACCUCAGUGUGAACCGAUUUCGCUGCAAUCCAAACCUGAAGAGCUUCCUGACUUGGCUGAGCAACACAAACGUGACCUUCCUGAGUCCCGUCAAAGAGCUCAGAUGUGAAUUUCCUUCUAGCUUCUAUAAUGUACGUCUGUUAGAGUACUCCACUCAGGUCUCACACCAGUGAAAGUACAUAAAGGGGAAGAGAUACAUGUUUUCUUUUAGGAUGAUGCCUGUUAUAUAGAUUGCAAAAGUUGACUUUACUUUAAAAAAAAAAAGAAAAAAAGUCAGGAAACCGAUCACCUCAGAGUCAAGUUGACUUAAAUGUGAACUGCACAAGCUGAAAAAUGUUAGCAAUUUAAGAAAUAUUAGUCUGCUAUACUUGACCACUCUUAUUAUAAUAAGUUAAACAAGGUUUAUAUUGUUAAUUUGAGAUUAUAACAUGAAUUUGCAAGUGCAAGAUACUGUAAUCUCAGAAAAAAAAUAGUAAAGAUGUAUUAAAAACCUGUAAAUUACUUAUCCAUGAUCAUGUAAUAAGACUGUUGAAAUUUGUAAUUCAUGUAUAUAUAGAUGUAAAUCAAAAUUUAUCUCCAGAAUAAAAAGAUGAUAGAAUAAGCAUCGCUGAAUCAAAA
Molecule: messenger RNA, 3513 nt
Organism: Acanthopagrus latus (yellowfin seabream)
Lineage: Eukaryota; Metazoa; Chordata; Actinopteri; Spariformes; Sparidae
Product: toll-like receptor 5
Exons: 2
Coding region: 1131-3068 (645 amino acids)
Molecular function (GO): protein binding
Source: RefSeq, a predicted model, not a curated record